Molecule: messenger RNA, 741 nt
Organism: Brassica oleracea var. oleracea
Lineage: Eukaryota; Viridiplantae; Streptophyta; Magnoliopsida; Brassicales; Brassicaceae
Exons: 1
Coding region: 1-741 (246 amino acids)
Source: RefSeq, a predicted model, not a curated record
AUGGGUAUAAGAAACGAUGCUACUGUGGAAGAUGCUAUUCUUGAGUCCCGUAGAAGAAGAAGGCAUCAUACUCCGCUGCUAAUGAGUAUUGAAAAUGAAUUAAAUGCUUUGACAGAUUCUUUGAAUGUGGAAGAGCUGGACAUUAGUCUUUGGAAGCGAGAGUCUGGUUUUAAGCAUUUAUUUUCUACUCAGGAGACUUGGAAGUUGUUAAGAGAGCAGAAGGAUAAGUGCAGAUGGUCUCGAGGUGUUUGGUUCUCCCAAGCAACUCCUAAGUUCGCUUUCAUUAUGUGGUUGGCAACUUUGAAUAGGCUAUCUACGAUGGACAGGAUAUCGAGUUGGAAUCCAGGAGCUGACUCAACAUGUGUGUUGUGUAAGAGUGCAUCAGAGUCAAGGGAUCACCUCUUUUUUGAAUGUUCUUAUUCAUCUCAGAUUUGGGAACAUACGAUUAGAGGUGUCCUUAGAAGCUCUUAUACUAAUCGAUGGUCAAGUAUUAUGCUCUUGAUUACUGAUGGGAUACGGGACAAGAGAAAGCUUUUCUGCAUUAGAUAUGCAUUGCAAGCUGUGGUGUAUGCUGUCUGGAGGGAGAGGAACAAGGUGAAGCAUGGAGAUCAGCUUAUGUCCUUAUCAGUGUUGAAGAAACUGGUUGAUAAAGACAUUCUCAACAAACUUAGUCUUUUGCAAACUAAAAGGAUUGGAGGUAUGGAGGGAGCUUUGCAGUUCUGGUUUGCUACUAGAGUUUGA